AGAGCAAGCUGAGAGGAGACACAGAAGAGAGAACACUUCAGACCAGGACUCUUAGUGGAUCAGAUCCUUCAGACCAGGACUCUUAGCGGAUCAGAUCCUUCAGACCAGGACUCUUAGAUCCUUCAGACCAGGACUCUUAGAUCCAUCAGACCAGGACUCUUAGCGGAUCAGAUCCUUCAGACCAGGACUCUUCGCGGAUCAGCUCCUUCAGACCAGGACUUCAGCGGUUCAGAGCCUUGAGAUCAGGACUUUUGGCGGAUCAGAGCCAUGCUUGCUGUGUGUCUGGAGUUCCUCGGCCUCGCGCUGUGCGUCACGGGCUCGCUGUUUGGGAUGGUCGCGUGCGGGCUGCCCACAUGGAAGGUGACAGCGUUCAUCGACUCCAACAUCGUGGUGGCCCAGACCAUCAUGGACGGCCUGUGGAUGUCCUGCGUGGUGCAGAGUACCGGACAGAUGCAGUGUAAAUUCCACGACUCGGUUCUGGGCCUCCCGCAAGCCCUGCAGACGGCGCGUGCCCUCACGAUCAUCUCCGCCGUGCUGGGGGUGGUCGCGCUGGCGGUGACUGUCGCGGGGGCUCAGUGCACCAACUGCAUCAAGGACGAGACUCUGAAGGUGCGGGUGGUUCACGCGGGCGGCGUGAUCUACAUCAUCAGCGGGCUCUUCGUGCUCGUGCCGAUCUGCUGGAUGGCCAACAACAUCAUCGUGGACUUCCACGACCCGCAGGUACCCUCCUCCAAGAAGAGGGAGAUCGGAGCCGCCAUCUACAUCGGCUGGGCUGCCGCCGCGCUGCUCCUGCUGGGAGGGACCCUGCUCAGCUGCUCCUUGUCUCAGGGGGUGCGAGUGACCUACCCCAUCAAGUACGCGCCCACCAAGAGCAUCACGAGCACCGGAGACUUCGACAAGAAGCAUUACGUCUGAACUGAACUCUCACGAUGAAGGACUUUUUUUUUCCUUUUUGUUUUUCUGCCAGAGCAGAGCUGAAGCGACUUUUCUGCUGUGAACCUUUGACAUGAUGUGGAGACGUGAUGAACACACCGAGGGGGAAACUGUAACACAUGUACGGAGGACCGUUAGGGCCAAACAGAAGAGGUUUUUUCAUUCUGCAUUUCAGGGAUCACUUUCUGUAUUAGUGCCACGUUUAGGGAAGACACUUUUUCUCGACAUUACGACUUUUAAAAAAAAAAUGUCAUUUCUUAUUUGCAGAUAAAUUCAACAAGUCUCAGAUAAAAGUUGAAAUGUCAAAAUACUGACGGUAAAGUCGACUUAGGAUAAGAUGAGUCAAUUUAAAACACACUAUCUUCAUAAAACAAUACAGAUGAUGUUAAAAACAACAAUGGUGCAAAAUACCACUGGCGUCAUUUUGAGUGUGAGGUCAAAUUUUAUCGUCUGGCAUAUACAAAUUAUAUUCAAAGAGAGGCAUUGUGAGUAUUUUUUUUGUGUGCAAGAUGAAUCGAGAUUUCUCCCAAAAACUUCUGAAUGUCGAGAAAAAAGAUGAGUUUUGAGAAUUUAGUCACUUUACUUUAAAGUGCCGAGCAAGUACGAGACUUUUGAGAAGUACGAGAUAUACUGACAUUUGAACUUUAUUUUGAAAAUUCAAACUAACUAAAUGUGUUUGUUCCUCCUGCCUGGCACUGACAGUCUUCUGUUCAUCUGUCACUGAACUGAGUUUUAUUUCAGCUCCAGAUUUGUCUUUUUUUUUUGCUUUUUAAUUCAUCACCAUCGUUAGGGGGCGUUUCCUUCAGUCUGGUAACGACCACGUCGACAGACUGAAGGUUUAUCUGAGUCUGAACGGUCGUGUUGUCUGAACGUCAUCGUGCAGGAGGAGCGGCUGCACAGCUUCAUUGUAAAUAUUUUUUUUUGUGUGUGUCUGCUUGUGUCAGUUCCCACAGUGAACUCACACAGCAGACGGUAAAGACCUUUUCAGACCAAUCAGCACUCACGUUGUGAUCAAAGAGGCUGAUUUGCAUUUGAAUACAUGUACUGUGUAAGUCUGUCAUUUUUUCUACUCUUUUAAUAAAAACAUUUUUCUAACGAAG
Molecule: messenger RNA, 2033 nt
Organism: Labrus bergylta (ballan wrasse)
Lineage: Eukaryota; Metazoa; Chordata; Actinopteri; Labriformes; Labridae
Product: claudin-5
Biological process (GO): bicellular tight junction assembly; cell adhesion
Cellular component (GO): bicellular tight junction; plasma membrane
Molecular function (GO): structural molecule activity
Source: RefSeq, a predicted model, not a curated record